Messenger RNA from Eublepharis macularius, 3176 nucleotides. RefSeq names its product ankyrin repeat domain 24 (gene ANKRD24). Gene Ontology annotation, molecular function: actin binding. NCBI's taxonomy places the organism in Eukaryota, Metazoa, Chordata, Lepidosauria, Squamata, Eublepharidae. The transcript is spliced from 19 exons. The record is from RefSeq and is a predicted model, not a curated record. Bases 1 to 3168 code for a protein of 1055 amino acids.
AUGAAGCAGAUCUGCUUCUGCGCUGCUUCCUCCUUCGCAAGUCAGGACUGGAGCAAGAACGACGAGAAACUCUUGCAGGCUGUGGAGUACAACGAUGCAGAAAGAGUCGCUUCGCUCCUUGUCCGGAAAGGCCUUGUGCCUACCAAAUUGGACUCAGAGGGGAAAUCCGCGUUCCACCUGGCCUCCAUGAAAGGAAACGUGGAUUGCCUGGAAGUCAUGCUGGCCCACGGAGCAGAUACCAUGACAACCGACAGCUCAGGUUACACGGCUUUGCAUCUAUCGGCAAAACAUGGCCAUCCACAGUGCUUGAGCAAACUACUGCAGGCCUCCUGCCCUGUUGAUGUGGCGGACAGCAACGGCCGGACGGCUCUUCAUCAUGCAGCACUCAGUGGAUGUAUCUCUUGCUUGGAGAUUCUCUGCGAUUUCAAGGCUGCUUUGAACAGCAAGGACCAGGAUGGGGCCACCCCACUGAUGUUGGCAGCCAAGAUGAGCCAUUCGGAGCUUUGCCAUUACUUGCUGCACCGCGGAGCGGCUGUGAACAUGAGAGAUCAACGGGGCCGAACAGCCCUGAUGGUGGCUUGCGAGAACGGCAGCGUGGAGACUGUCGAGGUGCUCAUCCACGGCGGGGCUCGGGUCGGACUCGUCGAUGCCACGGGGCAUGACGCAGCACACUAUGGAGCAGCCACGGGCAAUGCCCUCAUCCAACACUACCUGCAGGAGGCUGCCCAGCGCCACUCUUGGGCUAGUGAGGAAUCAGCUGAAAUGUCCUCGCAGGCUUCCUCUCCCCGGCAGUCACUGGUGAAGGGGAAGAACAGCAGCCCAAGGAAGAGGAAGGCCCCACCGCCACCUUUGUGUGCCCCCAACCAGGAGGAGCGCGAGGCUUACGAGGAAAUCGUGCGGCUGCGGCAGGAGAGGGCACAGUUUUUGCAGAGGAUCCGCAGCCUGGAGCUACAGCAGGAAAAACAGAAGCAAGAGCGACCAGGGCUGGAGGACACUUCUUUACAUACAAUGGAGAAGCAGAUACAAGAUCUUCAGAAGCAACUGGCAGAGAAAACGGGCGAGAAGGAGAAUUUGGGAAAGGAACUGGAGGUGCUGCGGAGCCGCCUGUCAUCCCUGGAGAAUGAGAAGGAGAAUACCAGCUACGACAUCGAAACGCUGCAGGACGAAGAAGGGGAGCUGCUGGAGUUCCCAGGGGCUGAGCUGCUGCUAUCCAAAAAAAGCUUGAGCAUCUCUACAGAGGAACUCUUGGCCAGCCUGCAGGGCCAAGUACAGUCUUUGACCCAAAAGAACAAAGAGUUGAUAGAGAAAAUACAGAUCUUAGAGAAUUAUGAGAGGGACGAGAGUGAUGCGGACGCCUCUGGGGACUUCAUCCCUAUCAUCCUUUAUGACUCACUGAGGUCAGAAUUUGAGAGGCUAAAGGCGCAGCACACCGAGGCCCAAGCAGUCUUGGAGGCCCUUGACGGUUGUACCACCACCAACGAAGCCUCCUGCAAACUCAUCCCGGCAGAGGCGUACGAGCAUCUGAAGUCUGAUUACGAGCAGCAAAUCCGAGCCCUAAAAGAGGCUCUGGAGAAGAGCAGUUCUGCGGCCGAUCAGAAUAGCAGGGACGAAGAGAAGGGGACCUCUAGCUUGGGAAGGGACGAGGAGAAGGAGGCGAUGGGAAACAAGUUGGAAGAAAUGGCCAAAGAACUAAACAAGACGCAAGAGAAAUACCAGGCUGCCCUCAAGGAAGCAACGCUCCUUCAGGAACAAAUCGAGUUGGGGAUCCUGUCAGUGGAGGAGAAGGAUGCUGUGGAGAGCUCCAGAGCGGAACUAGAGACAGUGAGGGCCGCUCUGCACCAGGCUCAAGAGGACCUCAAGAAGCGAGACCAGAAGGUGAAAGAUUUGGAGGGACGGCUGAGGGACCACUCCUCAAAGGAGCAUGAGGAGAUGAAGGCCUCUCUUGGCAUCUCCCUGGACGAGGCCUCCAGAGAGAAAGAGGCCUUGCUGAUGAGGUGCAGCUCCGCUGAGGCGGAGGUGAAGGAACUGAGAGAAACCUUGAAGGAAAGAACUCGCGAGAUGGAGAAGGCCAAAGGAGGCCUCUCAGAAAGCGAGAGCCUCCGGGAAGAGGCCGGCAAGUUGAGGAAGCAGCUCGAGGCUGUGACAAAGCAGAACGAGGAAGCGCGGGCUCAGGUGGAGAAGCUCAAAGAGGGACACAAGAAGCUGGAGAAGGAACUUCAGGCCUCCAAGGACAGGAUGGCCUCCCAGUGCAUCCCCAAGCAGGAGCACGAGGACGCCUUGGCGAAAGUGAGGACAUCGGUUGCAGAUGCAGAAAGACAGCUGGUGGAGCUGAAGGAGAAGCAUACCGCCACCCAGAGGGAGCUGGCAGACCUGCAGAAGAAGUCAGAGAGCUACAGGCGAGAAUCGGUGUCCCUGACGGAGCAUGCCCGUGCCAAGGAGGCUCUGGAGGGCACCUUGUGGGAGCUGAAGGCUAAGUCUAAACUGCUGGAGCAAGAGCUGAACGCCAAGAACAAGGAGUUUGCAAGGCUGCAGACGGAGCUGGACAGUGUCCGGAAGGACGCGGUCUCCAAGGAGACCCAUGAGCAGAUGCGGGCCAGCCUGCAGGGCGAAGUGGAAGCACUCAAUGCAAAGCUGGCCGACUUGGGGAAGAAACACGAACGCACCUGCACUGAGGUCUUCCAGGUGCAGCGUGAAGCCCUCUUCAUGAAGAGUGAGAAGCACGCGGCAGAGGCUCAGCUAGCAGCGGCUGAGAAGCAGCUGAAGAGCUUGCGGGCUGAGUCGGACCGGAUCCAGGAGCUGCACAGCCACAUUGAGGACUCAGCCAAGCUGGUUAAGGAGAAGGACAAGAAGAUCACAGAACUUUCGAAGGAGGUCUUCAAGUUGAAAGAGGCUUUGAAUGAAUUGUCAGAGCUUUCUGGCCAGGCAGCGGCCUCGUCCAAGGCAACAUCCCCCCAGAAGACAGAGAACCGUCUGGAGGUGACCUCGCUGCAGGGCAGAAUUAAAGAUCUGGAGCAGCAGUUGGCUGAGGCUGAGAGGCGACACACCAAUGUUGUUUCUCUGUACAGGGGACACCUUCUCUAUGCUAUCCAGGGCCAUAUGGAUGAGGACAUCCAGAGGAUUCUCUUCCAAAUCCUGAAGAUGCAGAGGCUCCAAGAGCAGGGAAGAUGAAGCGAAAG